UGCCAGCCUUUUCAGAAAGGCUCAAUCCCCAGUUUGAGUCAGAGCUAGGGACCAUGCCGUCCCAAGCUCAAGGAUAAAAACCAUCAGGCCUAAGCGCCAUCCAUAUUCCAUCUCCAGUCUUUCCUCCACAAAUUGGGAUUCAUCCUACCUGAAAAGCACCAUCUAAGAGCAAGGGAACAACAAAAAAAUCAUGCUAUCACAUAAUACCAUGGUGAAGCAGAGGAAACAGCAAGCAUCAGCCAUCAUGAAGGAAAUCCAUGGAAACGAUGUAGAUGGCAUGGACCUGGGCAGAAAAGUCAGCAUUCCCAGGGACAUCAUGUUGGAAGAAUUAUCCCACCUCAGUAACCGUGGUGCCAGACUAUUUAAGAUGCGACAAAGAAGAUCUGACAAAUACACAUUUGAAAAUUUCCAGUAUGAAUCUAAAGCACAAAUAAACCACAAUAUUGCCAUGCAGAAUGGGAAACUGGAUGGGAACAACUUGGAAAGUGGUUCACAACAAGCCCCAUUUACUCCUCCCAACACCCCGGAUCCACGAAGUCCCCCAAAUCCAGAAAACAUUGCACCAGGAUAUUCUGGACCACUGAAAGAAAUUCCUCCUGAAAGAUUCAACACCACAGCUGUCCCUAAGUACUACCAGUCACCCUGGGAACAGGCUAUUAGCAAUGAUCCGGAACUUUUAGAGGCUUUAUACCCUAAACUUUUCAAGCCUGAAGGAAAGGCAGAACUGCCUGAUUACAGGAGCUUUAACAGAGUUGCUACCCCAUUUGGAGGUUUUGAAAAAGCAUCAAAAAUAGUUAAAUUCAAGGUUCCAGAUUUUGAGCUACUACUUCUCACAGAUCCCAGGUUCAUGGCCUUUGCCAAUCCUCUUUCUGGCAGACGGUCCUUCAAUAGGACUCCUAAGGGAUGGAUAUCUGAGAAUAUUCCUAUAGUGAUAACAACUGAACCCACAGAGGAUACUACCAUACCCGAAUCAGACGACCUAUGAAAAGAAAGUUAUAUGUGCCAUAAAAACCUCUGAAUAUAAAUGCUGCUGUUUUAUUAUUCUACUUACAGGCCAAGCCAUGUACACACUUCAUUAGCAGCAAUAAUUUAGUGGCAAUUUAACAAUUUUCCUUUUAUGGCAUUUAAUUUCAAUCUCAGAUCAAAUACUAAUAAAUGAUUCAAAAUCUUA
Molecule: messenger RNA, 1171 nt
Organism: Phacochoerus africanus (Common warthog)
Lineage: Eukaryota; Metazoa; Chordata; Mammalia; Artiodactyla; Suidae
Gene: MYOZ2
Product: myozenin 2
Exons: 6
Coding region: 191-985 (264 amino acids)
Cellular component (GO): Z disc; actin cytoskeleton
Molecular function (GO): actin binding; FATZ binding; telethonin binding
Source: RefSeq, a predicted model, not a curated record